Branchiostoma floridae (Florida lancelet) is the source of this 1905-nucleotide messenger RNA. Its product is annotated as ras-related protein Rab-39B-like. The transcript is spliced from 2 exons. Gene Ontology annotation, molecular function: GTP binding; GTPase activity. Gene Ontology annotation, cellular component: Golgi membrane. Bases 230 to 889 code for a protein of 219 amino acids. Lineage: Eukaryota; Metazoa; Chordata; Leptocardii; Amphioxiformes; Branchiostomatidae. The record is from RefSeq and is a predicted model, not a curated record.
AGUCCGUUGGUGACCCCUGUGUCCUCAUUAUUUUUUCAUGUCGGUUGCGCGUUGAGAUAAUUUUUUUCCUGCCUAUGUACGUCCGCUGAAUCUAUUAAUAGUGGCGGGGAGGGAGUCUUUCGAGCUCGCGUCGCCAGUGGCGCGGCAGUCUGCUGGGAAGUCAUCGGCGAACGGACGCGUUCCGCCCGCCGUCGAGCUCGGCACGUUCAUCGGUCCGCUGCCGACCAGCAUGGCCGAGCCGAUCUGGCUGUACCAGUUCCGUCUGAUCCUCAUCGGGGACUCCACCGUGGGAAAAUCCUCGCUUCUGCGGCGGUUCACCGACGGGAAAUUCAUCGAGUACUCGGACCCGACCGUCGGGGUGGACUUCUUCGCGAGGCUGAUGGAAGUGGAGCCCGGAAAGAGGGUAAAACUCCAGCUGUGGGACACUGCGGGGCAAGAACGGUUCAGGUCCAUCACAAGAUCGUACUACCGGAAUUCCGUGGGCGCGGUGCUCGUUUACGACGUGACGAACCGGAAGUCUUUCGAGCACCUCGAGUCGUGGUGGCACGAGGCGAAACAGCACACCAUGCCGCACAACAUGGUCUUCAUCCUGGUCGGCCACAAGAUCGACCUCGCGUCCGAACGGGAGGUCAGUCAGGAGGAGGGGCAGCAGUUCGCGCGGACUCACGAUAUGUCGUACUUAGAGACGUCGGCGAAGAACGCGGAAAACGUGGAGAAAGCGUUUUGGCAGGUCACGCGGGAGAUCUACGAACUUGUUGAGAUGGGGGUGAUAAACACGGAAGAGGGUUGGGAGGGAGUGAAGAGCGGAAUGAUGCCCCGGAGUUACAGUACCAUCCCACUGUCUGCACAGCAGGAUAACGGCGGGGAGAAGAAGUGCAUGUGCUCCUGACGGGAAGGGAUUCGCAAGGAAAUGGUCAAAACUCCACGGGAUCCCUGUGCCACUUCCACGACUUCUAGCUCUUGGUUUUGUGUACUUUCUUCCAUGGCUGUCUUCAGUACUAUUACCUGUCCCUCCAUCCUGGGAUGAAAAUUUGCUUGUUGGAAAGGACAAAAAUUAUACACUGGCUGUCCAAAAAAUCUUGUUGACAUGAAAAUGAUAAAACUGUAUUUUCAUGACCUUAAAUAGAUAAUGAAAAUGAACAACAUGGGCAGAAAAUUUCAAGCUUGGAGACAGCCCUGCUUCUUUCUGUUGUAACAGAACUGGCAAAAUUUUUGUCAAAACGACUUCUGACCUGUGCGAAGGAGUCUUUCUUGGCCAGGAUUUGUGUGCACAAACACACUUGAAAUCCUUUUUACAUUUUUUUUUUGUUCAUAGGCAUCUAGAAACAAACAAAUACCCAGUACAUGGACAGUGUAGGCAGACAUCAGAAAUACCUAUGUAUACACAGUGCCAUUUACUUGUACUAAACUGCAUAUGCAGGUUGCGUUUUUUUGCAAGUUGUCAAAUAGCUAGACACAGGAAUUGUGAGCAUUGGUGUUUUGCUGGAGUUUCGACCCACCAAGAAUGGACUGUAAACUAGUCGUGAACCAAAUUUUGUAUCAUAUGAUAGAUAACCAGAGAAUGCUGUGUAACAAAUUGGUACAUCUUAUAACAGAUGUAGAAUCAUGGUGUGAUGAUUUCUGUAUAAUCUGUCACUGCAUUGUAGUGUGUAAGCCAAGUAUUAGUGUAUAGAUAAAUGGUAGAUUAUUAGAUAUGAAAUCUUAUUGAAUAUCAGAUUCUUGACUUGAGGGAGAACAAAGUAGUCCAAAAUGGACGAGCUGUCAAACUUUUUCUGUUUUGGUCAAUAUCGAUAAGGACCUUUAUAUAUAGUUAUAAUGUAUACAAUAGGUGUUGUAAACUUUGAUUACUUUUAGAAAUGAUUAUGUUAAUACUAAGAUCUAAGUUUAAGAAAUCCUCCAAUGGAA